This is a messenger RNA of Chlamydomonas reinhardtii, 1847 nucleotides long. RefSeq lists its product as uncharacterized. Bases 806 to 1003 code for a protein of 65 amino acids. The transcript has 3 exons. NCBI's taxonomy places the organism in Eukaryota, Viridiplantae, Chlorophyta, Chlorophyceae, Chlamydomonadales, Chlamydomonadaceae. The record is from RefSeq and is a predicted model, not a curated record.
UGAAAAGUAUCUGGUGGCACCGAUAUUACAGUUGCAGGGCCGAGCAGUCGCCUCCCCGGCAUUAAUCGAUAGGCUUUGAGGACUGAUAAGCUUACAAGUCGAUUGCAAUGUGGAUUCGUCAGCGUUGAUCUGGAUGGGUCAGCUGCACAAUACUCAACUUGCGCGCAGAGUCCAGACCAAAGGACGAAUGUCAAGUAGCUAAAUUGCAGUGGCACCUCGAGCUGAUGUUGUGUCCACAUGAAGGAGGCCGCUGGAGAGCUGCGACAUCAAAGACGCUUAAAUGGCGCAGCGUCAACUGGCUGACGAAACACCAAACAAUAUGAGCUGAUUUGACGCACGCAAAAAUAGCAACAGGAAGUCGUGCAACGGUGGAGUUGGGAACCUUCGUCGCAGGUCGGCAAGUUGCAGGUGCAGCUCAAACAUAGCCAUGCUUGCCACCCAUGCAUUAACAAAUCAUAAAUAUUUUCGUUCCCGUUUCAGCCGUGGCCGUGGACGCGAUGACAGCGCCAUACAACAGUAGUAUCAGGUGACAGAGCUUGCUGUAACUAUAUGUGAACACAAGGUCUUUGCGCGAUGGCUCUGCCAGCCUCAGACGCGGCGGAAGUGGUGCAACUUGAUUUGGACGCUCCGACAUUUCCCUGAACAAUUGCGGCUCGCACGCCGCUUGACUCUGUUGUCUGCGCUGAACGGCGUCACGAUCUGCACGCGCGAUAAACGGUCCUCCCUGAGCCCGCCCGCGCGCAACAGAAGAGGGGGCAGCGGUGCAAAGAGCGGUGCGGGGAGCUUGCAGUAGUACACAAGGGCCAUGGCUGACGCCGCAAGACCACGACAAAGCGUGACUGCGGCGCUCCGGGCCCUGGCGGCGUGCGUGUACUGCCCCUCCACGUCCGCAACCGCCUCCGCCGUGGCCAACCACUUUCCGUUGGCUGGAUCUAGGGGCGCCGGUGGUGGCGCCAGCGGCGAUAGCAAGCGGAGCAUCAGGCGGAGGAGUGGCGGGGCAUAAACCGGCGGUGGCGAUUAUGUGGGCGGCAGCGACAGUCCGUUUGCGCGGCGGCGGUGACGCCGGUGGGCGUGCUGCACUGCUGUUCGACAUCGCGCCGCCGGUGUCGGCUGUUUCAAGCCGCUGGGGCAGUGGGUCGACGGCAUGUGCUGCCUACCUAGCCGCCUGCCAGUCAGGGGCGCUGUUUGCUGCCAUGCAUUUCGCGUGGGUGCUGUGAUCUUUCUGGAUACCGGCCUGAUGCAGAUGGCAGCGGUGUUUAGUCGAACCAUGCCGAAAUAGGGCAGCGGUGAUCGCGGCAGAUUUAUAGAUUGAGCCAGCUUGUACGGUCAUAUAACGACAGGGUCUGUGCUUCGGCCUUUCGGACUGCGCAAGAGCUUAGCUUGUGUGCAAAGAGUAACUGCACGUGUGGCGUUUGGGCUUGGCAGGCAAAGCUGUCUAGCCAUUCGGAGAUCUGUCAGAUCACGCACAGCCAGUGCGGGUUAGACCGUAGAGGCGUAGACGUGAGUGCGGCGGCGGCAUCAUUGGGACAGCCAUAAUCCGAGCAGGCUUAGUUUGAGGGUCUGUGUGCCGGCCUUUCCUGGCCUUGGACUACGCAGGGUCUCAGCUGUUGUGUGGAGUUACUGUGCAUGUCAGCAUGUGGUGUUUCAGUGUUUGGGCUUGGCUUGGCAAGGCUGCCAGGGAGCUGGUGAUGGAAGACUCCGCCGUAGCCGUGUGAAAGUGCUUCGUCUGUUGGUCAAUGCUGCGCGUACGAUGUAUGCUUCUGUGUCGGUGCCAACGAGCAGGACACCUGCUUUUGCCGGGCGCAAGUCAUCGGGCGGGACAGCGCGGGCGAACAUGCGAAGUGGCA